Messenger RNA from Moneuplotes crassus, 1220 nucleotides. NCBI's taxonomy places the organism in Eukaryota, Ciliophora, Spirotrichea, Euplotida, Euplotidae. The record is from the annotation of a GenBank genome assembly.
AUGAGCAGUCAUAAGGAACUGAACUUCAUUUUUCAAAGUGAGAAAGAGUCGAAUGCUUCACUCUCUCAAAUCAAUUUUGAUAUUACAGAGAAUAAUAAGGGACUGAAUGCAGCAAGUUUCAGACAGAUCGAUCAAACUAUUCAGAGCGAGAUUGGAACCAAAGAGCAUUAUUUAGAGUCUUUGAAAAACUACCAGAAUAAUUUAGAGAAAGAUUCUGACAUUAACCUAUCAACCCAAAGAAUUCCGAAUGGUUCUAUAAAGGAAGCUGAAGAUAUGCUCAAAGAGGAUAAUUGAGUGUGAGAUAUUAAAGAAGGAUUAGAGAAAAAGAUUAAGGCUAAACUAGUGCCCGCCUAUGAGAAGAAAGAUAUCGAUAAUGGCAUCUGUUGAGUAGUCAGCAGUUGCUGUCUUUCCAUGGAUGAUCUAUGAAAAUGUCUUACUGAUACCUCCAGUACCAUGCAGGACAUGCAUAUUUAUAAUGGUGAUGCACCAAAUCAAUUCAAGAUCAAAAUUGAUAACAAGAAUGGAUUCCUUCCAGUUAAAGAAGUCCAGAAAUGCUGUAGUUGCCCGCCUGGAAAGUGCAAAAAGAGCCAGAAGAAAACUGAAUUCCAAGUGCCUACAACAGUGUUGAAGAAACCACCUCGGGCUUUUAUACUUAGAAGGAACAUCUACAGAGCGUUUUUUAACUACUUCAAAGAUUGUUUUGCUAAAUAUACUAAGAGAUUUAUGAAUCUCAGAUGAGAUCAAAAUAAAAAGGCGGAGAAAAUGGAAAAAUACCUCAGUGAAUUCAUUGAUGAACACUUUGAUCAACAAUAUGCUAGUCUCACUGAAGAGCAGCAAAGGGAAUUCAGAGUUGCACUAAAGCAAGUUUUGUUCAGCCACAGACACAAGAAGGGAGACCUCUUCCUCGAGAACAUUGAUUUCUCUGCUUCCAGAGCCGUGAUGUACUCCUACAGCUACAAGGCCAGAGAUGAAUUUUUCUCUUGUAUGUACAGAUGUUUCUUUUUCAACUACUGUUUGGAAACAUAUAAAGUCCCAUUCUUAAAAAAGGCUAAAAAGAAGGACACUAAGAAUCUUAAUGAAGAAUAUAUGAAGGAGUUUGACUCCAUUGAAGAUAUCCUGAAUACCAAGAGAGUUAACCUCUGGCUUAACUAAUCACGAAGAAUCUGAAGUAUAAUUUAUUAGAAAAUAUAUAAGCACAAACUAAUUUAUUCGAUUUCCAU